AUGCGGUGGGUGCAGUACCGUUACAUGCUAAUGUUUAGUGCUGCUCUUCUUUCAUCAGCUCUAUUAGCGAAUGCAACAACUCCUUCAACUGCACUUCUUUUUCCUAUCGAUAUUGUUGUCGGUUUACCACUUCAUGAAGGUAGCACUCUGCGAAAUCCGUUUCGGUUGACUAUUGCGAAAAGUCAGCCAGUUUUUGAUGUAGCUGUGGGAGAUAUUUAUUUUACGCAUCGACUAUUGCCUGAGGACAGCCUUCGUAUUACAUAUGUGGAUACAAAUCUUAGCGACGCGAUCGGUCCACAGCGCAUCAUCGAACGGUAUUGUGCACGCAGUGUGGAUGCAGUAAUGGGCAUCAGUUAUGUGUAUGCACUGGCACCCGUCGCGCGCAUGUCACAGUUCUGGCAGAACGGCGUGCCGGUCUUCACGACGUCAGCAAUGGUCGAUGAGUUGGGCAACAAGGAGCACUACCCACUAUUGACUCGCCUUAUGGGCACCUACAAGACUGUUGCACAGCUUGUGCUUAUCUUGGUUAAUCGUCUCUAUUGGCGUCGUUUCCACUUCUUUUUUCACGACGAAGCUGCGAGACGUAAUGUGCUUGGAUUAUUCGCCGAAAUCUUUGUAUUCAAUAUUUUUGAUCCAAAUUUGUGCAGUGAAGCACUGCAACGCAACGAGUUUUUUUCAGUGAUAAUACUAUGUGCCUCUCCGGAUACUGUACGAGAAAUUAUGCUAGCUGCAUAUGAUUUGGGAAUGGCAACCUCCGGUGAAUAUGUCUUCAUUAAUAUCGAUGUAUCAACAGGAUCACAUGCUGAAAAACCAUGGAUUCGUGCCAAUGAGACAAAUUCACCUGAAAACGAGAAAGCGAAACACGCGUAUCGUGCUCUCAAGACUAUUUCUCUACGGCGUAGCGACCUAGAUGAGUACAAGAACUUCGAAUCGCGGGUAAAGGAACGUGCUGAAAAGAAAUACAAUUAUUCUGCCAAAACGGGCAAAGAAUAUGAAAUGAAUAACUUCAUCAGUGCGUUCUACGAUGCAGUCUUACUUUAUGCAAUUGCACUCAACGAGACAAUAACCGAAGGGCUUGAUCCACGUAAUGGACGCAACAUCACAAGUAAAAUGUGGAGCAGAACUUUCGUCGGUAUUACGGGUAAUGUUUCAAUCGACGAAAAUGGAGAUCGUUAUUCAGAUUACUCAUUACUUGAUCUUGAUCCCUCUCAGGAGAAAUUCGUUGAAGUGGCUUAUUAUUCAGGCGCUUCUAACGAAUUAAAGCAAGUGACUGAAUUCCAUUGGGUUGGCGGUAGUCCUCCUAAAGACUCACCAAUCUGCGGAUGGGAUCAUUCGAAAUGUCCGGAGGGAUAUCCUGUUUAUGUUUACCUUUUGCUCGGAUCGUUUAUGUUCAUCUUCUUUGCAUCAGAAAUGAUAAUGAUUAUGUCACAUUGGAGGCGGUAUCGAUUAGAAGCGGAGUUAGCUGCAAUGUCUUGGAAAAUCCGCUGGGAGGAUUUAAAUGGUGAUGAAAAUAGAAAAGAGAAGAAGAAGAAUAAACGAUCUAGAAAAGUGCACGGUUAUCAAUACGAAUCUGAAGCGCUGCUCAGGUCUAAUAGUAGGAGUUCGCUGGCCAGUGAUAAGGUCAGUUCACUCUGCUUUCUUCUGCAAACCGUUCAGCUUUUAUUGUUGAAAAAAUCGUGCAUUGGUCCCUGCAUAUAUUGCCUUCUCAAAGUGAUAAUCGCACUUUCAAUUGAUGAAUUGCUGUAA
Anisakis simplex (herring worm) is the source of this 1746-nucleotide messenger RNA. The record is from the annotation of a GenBank genome assembly. NCBI's taxonomy places the organism in Eukaryota, Metazoa, Nematoda, Chromadorea, Rhabditida, Anisakidae.